This is a messenger RNA of Nipponia nippon (crested ibis), 2150 nucleotides long. Lineage: Eukaryota; Metazoa; Chordata; Aves; Pelecaniformes; Threskiornithidae. The record is from RefSeq and is a predicted model, not a curated record.
AUGAAAGGGAUGUGCAUAAUGAACACAGACAUCCUGGCUGUCGCUGAGGAGCCACCCGUAGGGACCGUCCUCGCCGACGGCGGCUCCUGGACCUCCUCGUUAGCACGCAGGGCAUCGCCUGCGCUCCCAUGCCACGCUGAGGGGACCCGUGCUGUGGCCGUGGGGCUCAUCCGCGCCAGCCCUGACGACAGAGUGCUGCCCCUGAGGAAUCGGGGUCUCCCUCAUGCCCGAGACCCCGCAGCCACCCUGCCACAGUCCUGGCGUGGCACCCUCGUGAUAGCCCAGCAGCCCUCCAGUGACAACGGCAUCGGCCGUGAAGGCUGGCUGGCUCUUCUCCGUCUGCACGCCUGCGUCGCUGCAAACGGCCAAGAGCUUUUUGUUCCCUCGGACAGGGCGCUCGCUGCCCGCGCCGGCUUCCUGCGGGCGCUGAAAGAAGCUGCAAACAUAGUGCAGGCGCUGGAGCUGUUUGCGAAGUCGGACACGCUGGGCGGGGAGAACGCCUACAUGUGUGCCAAGGCUGAAGGCAUCGGGGGCUCCGGCAGCCAGCAGCGGCUCUCUGAGAAGGAAGGUGUCUUACCUGGACUAUUUGUCUGGCAUCUGAAGAAGACUGGAAUACGGCAGGUACCAUGCCAGUUCGUGCAUCUAUGCCACGUAGCCAAUGACAGAUUGAUUACAUUUCAGUACUUUAACUUUCUCAAACGAAUGUAUGUAACACAAUACAACAAAGACCUCAGCCAACGAGCCAAACCGAAGUCGGAUUCAAUUGUAUCUCCUUUUCGUGAGCUUCAGCAACUUGAUCAAGAAAAAAAGGUUAUACACAAGAUUAGACCAGUUCCACCUGUUCAUCAACCUUUAUCUGAGACAUCAAGCAGAAAUGAGUUGAGAGAAGUGAAGUCAGCUGCAGAAACUGCAGACUCAGUCACACCAGUAAGAGCAGAAUCCAAAGACGACAGACAAUGGAAAGAAAUAAAGCUACGGCUGGAUGACUUGCCAGGAAUCUUGGCACGCUUGUCCAAAAUUAAGCUUACAGCUCUGGUUGUGAGCACCGCGUCUGCUGGCUUUGCCAUGGCCCCGGUCCCUUUCGACCUGACCUGUUUCCUGCUCGCCUCCCUCGGAACCGGACUGGCGUCCUGUGCGGCCAACUCCAUCAAUCAGUUCUUUGAGGUUCCGUUUGACUCAAAUAUGAACAGGACAAAAAACAGACCACUGGUGCGAGGACAGAUCAGCCCCCUGCUCGCCGUCUGUUUUGCCGCCUCCUGCGGAGUCCCGGGAAUCGCGCUGCUGACGCUGGGAGUCAACCCCCUCACCGGGGCCCUGGGAGCCUUCAACAUUUUCUUAUACACGUGUUGUUACACACCCAUGAAGAGAAUGAGCAUUGCCAACACGUGGGUGGGAGCUGUCGUCGGUGCCAUUCCCCCCGUCAUGGGCUGGACUGCGGCUACUGGUAGUCUUGAUGCUGGUGCGUUACUGUUAGGAGGAAUCCUCUAUUCCUGGCAGUUCCCUCACUUCAACGCCCUGAGCUGGGGGCUGCGGGAGGAUUACUCCCGAGGAGGAUACUGUAUGAUGUCCGUCACCCACCCGGCGCUGUGCAGGCGGGUGGCUCUGCGUCACUGCUUGGCCUUAAUCGGACUCUCAACGGUGGCUCCUGUUCUCGACAUCACCACGUGGACUUUCCCCAUCAUUUCGCUUCCUAUUAACCUCUACAUCUCCUACCUCGGCUUUCGGUUCUACAGGGAUGCAGACCGCAGCAGCUCCAGGAAGCUUUUCUUCUGCAGUCUGUGGCAUUUGCCAAUGCUGCUGCUCGUCAUGUUCACGUGCAAGAAGUCGUUCCUAGAGAAGGAAGACAAAGGCGAUCUGCUCGGGGGAAAUCAUGGGAGGGCUAUGGAAAUUAGAUUGCCUUAAAUGUCAAUUACUUGUCGUCCUCGUGACGCAUCAGGUAGUAUGUUUUAGUAAUUACAAGGGGGAAACCUGUGGGGAUUUGUUUGAAGAAGAAUCAUUUGUGCCUAGCGACCACUUUAUGUGAUAAUUUUCUCUUUUCUUCCGAAAGGGAAUAGACGUGAGAGCUUAAAGCAUUCACGGGCCUCAGGCUCACUCACUCAUCACAGAUUCAAAUUUAGCCUAUGUCAGAAGCACAUCACUUUGGGAUGGCC